GCAGAAAAAAAUUACUCAGAAAAAGAUUACUGAGAUUACUUCUCGGGCAGCGAAUUAUUAGUUUGUUCCUCGAUAAAUCGGACGGAAAAUGGCCAGCCAAACGCAAGGAAUCCAGCAGUUGCUCGCGGCGGAGAAACGGGCCGCCGAUAAGGUGGGCGAAGCGAGGAAACGAAAGCAACGCCGAUUGAAGCAGGCCAAGGAGGAGGCCCAGGAGGAGAUCGAGCGGUACCGUCAGGAGCGGGAGAGGCAGUUCAAGGAGUUCGAGGCGAAGCACAUGGGAAGCCGUGAAGGAGUUGCGGCCAAGAUUGAUGCCGAUACGGUUCGGAAGAUCGAGGAGAUGAACAGAUCGAUUUCGGUCAACAAGGCCGCGCUGCUGAGCGAAAUCCUGACGCUGGUGUACGACAUCAAGCCAACGCUGCACAAGAACUAUCAGCCAUCGAAGGCCAAGUAAAGGGGCCGCACGACCCGCUGCCGGCCAGCCGAGAGGCAAUAGAUCUACACGGCUCCCAACAUUGAAGCGACGUAAGUGCAAACGAGUCCACUGCGUGCGUGCGUGCGUUGUGUGUCGCUAGUAUUGCGGACGCCGGACACACGGACGCCAACGAGCAGAUAAAACAACAUAAAUCCUAGUUACAAUUGCAGCCCGAAGUCUCACACAAACGCCAUUAGCAGUAUCGUUGUUCAGAAAGCAGCAAAAAAAAUGCGAGAUCCAUUCGAAGGCCCACGGAUUCUGUAAAUAAUUGUUUAUCGUUACUUGUUUUUCGUCGUUUGCGCGUGUAAAGAUAUCCUCUACUCUGCAAUCCAUUGUUUCGGUUUUAACUUUCGGUUCCAUCGUUAUCAUAUAGUGUCUUGUAUUUCUGCUCUGUCUAGCAAUCCCACAGCUGCUGCAAUCGCCGGUCGGUUGAUGAGCGAGAGCGUUCCUUAUCAUUGCGUUCUAGGCUUCUGUAUCGUUUCGAAAAGUGGUGUAGCCCAAACGCGGGGGCAUCGGUUAAAAAUUGUAGCAAAGUAAAAACGAUCCGUUCCGAUGCUGUCUCAUUCCAGUAACAAAAUGUUCCAAACAAUCGGUGUCCAGUAUCUUGUCGUUCGUGUCGUGGCCGUGAGCUAAUGUCCCACCCACCUCCUUUGAUGUCUCCCCCUUUUGCUAGUUCAAAAGUAAAUCUUAAGAACAUGACAAUAUCACCCAAACGCCUCCGGCUAACGCGGUCGCUGGUAGGGACUUAUCUCGGAUUUACGAAUUAUUGGUUCUCUCUGCGAUAGCGUGAUCGUUCGCAAAAAGCGUAGACCGCCGCAAUUCGCGAAUAUAGCUACUUACCUGCACUUCAAUGUUUCGCUGUGUGUUCCGUUUUCUGAUUCCCCCGUGUUGCGCCCGAAAUACGUUUCAAACGUUCGAUGCCGUAUAGGCUAGUUAUUAGGCAUCAUCGCGAAGCUAUAUCUAUCUAACCCACUAUUAUCCUGAAGAAACCGAACACCGGAAACUCUACCCAUAGUGUACCCCAGCAGCGUAAAAAGCGUUAUUAUCUCAUAAUUCGAAGCUGUAAAGAAACAAAUGUCUCUACAUGGAAUGAAUAUUAAUAUAGUUAUGAUGAAUGCGGUUGAAA
Molecule: messenger RNA, 1598 nt
Organism: Anopheles aquasalis
Lineage: Eukaryota; Metazoa; Arthropoda; Insecta; Diptera; Culicidae
Product: V-type proton ATPase subunit G
Biological process (GO): synaptic vesicle lumen acidification
Cellular component (GO): vacuolar proton-transporting V-type ATPase complex; vacuolar proton-transporting V-type ATPase, V1 domain
Molecular function (GO): proton-transporting ATPase activity, rotational mechanism; ATP hydrolysis activity
Source: RefSeq, a predicted model, not a curated record